Molecule: messenger RNA, 6911 nt
Organism: Fukomys damarensis (Damara mole-rat)
Lineage: Eukaryota; Metazoa; Chordata; Mammalia; Rodentia; Bathyergidae
Gene: Gon4l
Product: gon-4 like
Exons: 32
Coding region: 161-6721 (2186 amino acids)
Biological process (GO): regulation of DNA-templated transcription
Cellular component (GO): nucleus
Molecular function (GO): transcription coregulator activity
Source: RefSeq, a predicted model, not a curated record
CCUCGGAGGGGACCCGUCCCACCGCCUCCUGUUGGGAGAAUGAGGCCCCGCCCACUAACGGGCUGUGGGUCGGUGUGGCCCAGAGAAGGGUAGGGGAGAGUAUCACUUGGGCUUUAAUAGAUCCCGUGAUUCCGGCUUCUCGGGUUUUUAGGGGAGCAGAAUGUUCUGGGUUCCAGGAUUUUGGGAAAACAAUUCAACACUGCCUGGAUUUCGAUAUCUGUUAUCACUGUUAGGCGUUUCUGAGACCACUAAAGGAUGGAACAAAAGUGGGACUUUUAAAAUGUUGCCCUGUAAGAAGAGAAGAACUACAGUGACAGAGAACUUGCAGGAUAAGAGCAGCCAGGAGGAAGACAACUUAGACCAAGAGUCAGCUGUCAGACCAGAAUCUGACCCGCUGAAGGAUUUGGGGUCAAUGUCACUGUCCUGGGGUCCAAGUCACGGCAGAGCAGUUGGAUUUGAAGUUCAAUCUGUGCAGAAUGUGGGAAAUCUGCCUGGUGUGGAGGCUUCAUCUUUGAGCUCUAGGAUACUCACCCAGGACACAGAUUUACCAAGUUUAGAAGCUGUUGAUGAGGUCAUUUCUCAGGAAAUCACCCUAACUUCCUUGGAGUCUUCCCACUCCCCUAAUGUACACAUUGGUAAAGGAAAACUCCAGGCCACUGCUUCAAGGAGGGGGAAGAAAGUCAUCCUCAGGCCUGGGCUAGUUUCCCAAGAAGACCAAGGUGAUCUUCCUAUCACGAAGAAAGCUUUUGCAGGAGAGCCUGGUGAAGAAGUCAGAGUGGAAGGAGAAGAGCAAAACAGUGAAGAAAGUGAGAAAAGGAGAAAAAAGAAAAAGGGAACCAAGAGGAAACGAGAUGGAAGGGGCCAAGAGCAAGCGAGCUUGGCAUGUGACCUGAAACUGGAUGACAUGCUUGACCGAACCUUAGAGGAUGGCGCCAAGCAGCACAACCUGACAGCUGUCAAUGUGCGAAACAUCCUGCAUGAAGUAAUAACAAAUGAACAUGUGGUGGCUAUGAUGAAAGCAGCUAUCAGUGAGACUGAAGACAUGCCAAUGUUUGAGCCCAAAAUGACACGCUCCAAACUGAAGGAAGUGGUGGAGAAGGGAGUGGUAAUUCCAACAUGGAAUAUUUCUCCAAUUAAGAAGGCAAAUGAAAUUAAGCCUCCGCAGUUUGUGGAUAUCCACCUGGAAGAAGACGACUCCUCAGAUGAAGAGUACCAGCCGGAUGAGGAAGAGGAGGACGAGACUGCCGAAGAGAGCUUAUUGGAGAGUGAUGUUGAAAGCACUGCAUCAUCUCCGCGUGGGGCAAAGAAGUCCAGAUUGAAGCAGUCUUCUGAGAUGACAGAAACGGACGAAGAGAGCGGCAUAUUAUUAGAGGCUGAGAAAGUCACCACCCCGGCCAUCAGGCACAUUAGUGCUGAGGUGGUGCCCAUGGGGCCUCCACCCCCUCCGAAGCCAAAGCAGACCAAGGAUAGCACCUUUAUGGAGAAGUUGCAUGCUGUAGAUGAGGAGCUGGCUUCCAGUCCAGUCUGUAUGGAUGCUUUCCAGCCCCUGGACGACAGUCUCAUUGCGUUCCGGACCCGCUCCAAGAUGCCCCUGAAGGACGUUCCUCUGGGCCAGCUGGAGGCAGAGCUCCGGGCUCCGGACAUCACCCCUGAUAUGUAUGACCCCAACACGGCUGACGACGAGGACUGGAAGGUGUGGCUGGGGGGACUCAUGAAUGACGACGUGGGCAACGAAGAUGAAGCAGAUGACGAUGAUGAUCCAGAAUAUAAUUUCCUGGACGAUCUUGACGAACCUGAUACUGAGGAUUUUCGAACUGACCGGGCAGUGAGGAUCACCAUGUACAGUAGGUUAGUACGUAUUCAGAAAGCUGUCAGGACUUACUUCUCCGGCCUGCCGUCGUGUGUGGUGCUCUCCCAGCUCGAAAAGGAAGUGAAUGAGCUGAUGGAAGAACUGUUUGAAACUUUCCAAGAUGAGAUGGGAUUCUCGAACAUGGAAGAUGAUGGCCCAGAGGAGGAGGAGCGUGUGGCUGAGUCUCGGCCUAAUUUUAACACCCCUCAAGCCUUACGGUUUGAGGAGCCAUUGGCUAACUUACUAAAUGAACAACAUCGAGCAGUGAAAGAACUACUUGAGCAGCUGAAGAUGAAGAAAUCUUCAGCCAAACAGCAACAGGAGAUGGAGAAGCUUAAGCCUCAGGCUGAGAGAGUUCAUCAGACUCUGAUUCUAGACGCAGUGCAGAGGAAGAGACUCCAGCAGCAGAUGCAGCAGCAUGUUCAGCUCUUGACACAAAUCCACCUUCUCGCCUCCUCCAACCCCAACCUCAGUUCAGAGGCCAGUACCACCAAGAUAUUUCUUAAAGAGCUGGGGACCUUUGCUCAGAGCUCCACUGCUCUUCACCAUCAGUCCAACCCCACGUUUCAGACCUUGUUCCAACCCUGUAACUUGCUGGGAGCUAUGCAUCUGAUUGAGGAUUUCAGCACACACAUCAGCGUUGACUGGAUCCCCCCGAAAACUGUGCGCAAGAAUGGCCAUGAGUUUUCCUGUUUGCCAAAGCAGGUGGCUUGGAUCCUGGCCACCAGCAAAGUGUUCAUGUAUCCAGAACUACUUCCGGUGUGUUCCCUGAAGGCAAAGAACCCUCAGGAUAAGCUCAUUUUCACUAAGGCUGAGGACAAUUUGCUAGCUUUAGGGUUGAAGCAUUUUGAAGGGACCGAGUUCCCUAAGCCUCUGAUCAGCAAGUACCUCCUGACCUGCAAGACUGCGCACCAGCUGACUGUCAGGAUCAAGAACCUCAAUCUGAACAGGGCCCCCGACAACAUCAUCAAGUUUUACAAGAAGACCAAACAGCUGCCUGUCCUGUCAAAGUGCUGCGAAGAGGUCCAGCCCCAUCAGUGGAAGCCCCCUCUGGAGAGGGAGGAGCACCGGCUCCCGUUCUGGUUAAAGGCCAGUCUGCCAUCCAUCCAGGAAGAGCUGCGGCUCGGAGCCAGUGACGCCAGGGUGGUAGGAAAUGGGACUGGGACCACCGAGGUCAGUGCAGACCAAGGCUUGGAAAAAGCCAGAGCAGAGCCCGGGCAUGAGACUUGCUACCCGCUGCUGUUGCCCAAGGGUGUAGUGCUGAAGCUGAAGCCCGUCCCCAACCGCUUUUCCAGGAAGACUUGGAGGCAGAAGCGAUCAUCAGUUCCUCCAAGCAAAAUGGUGGUCCGGGUUCCUCAGUUGAUCCAGCCUGCCACUGUCUUACAGACUGUUCCUGGGGUCCCCCCGCUGACGCUUGGUGGGGAUGACAGCUUCGAGUCGCCUGCAGCAUUGUCUGCCGUGGCCCCCAAGGCCAGUACGGGCUUCCCUCUGUCUGAGCCCCAGACUCUGCUGCCCUCUGCCCCUGUGCCCAAGGUAAUGCUGCCCUCACUUGGCCCGUCCAGGUUUCGAAAGCCAUGUGUGAGACGGAAACCCUCCAGAAGAAAGGGGUCCAAGGCCUUUCCGUGUCCCAAACCUGCCCCGCUCGUCCACUCUGCACCUGUUAUCUUCACUGUUCCUGCCGCCACUGUGAAGGUGGUGAGCCUGGGCAGCGGGUGCAGCGUGCUCCGGCCGGUCAGCGCGGCUGUGGCCCCGAGCCCCCAGACCAUCCCCUUCACCACCCUCCUGGUGAACCCCACCUCCUUUCCCUGUCCAUUGAGCCAGCCCCUCAUGGCCUCCUCCAUCUCACCCUUAAUUGUUUCUGGCAAUUCUGUGAGUCUCCCUGUGACAUCCACUCCUGAAGAUAAGGCCCGAGUGAAUGUGGACGUCGGUUGUCCUUUGGCUGAAGGGAAAAACACCUUUCAAAGCCUGGAACUCAAAUUAGAACCCCAGGAAGUAAUUCCUCUCUGUGCUCCUGUCUUCCCCAAAGAGGAGCACAGCCCCAGGCCCCUGCCAGCGAGUAGAGAAGGUCAGGUCGGAUUGUCAGAAGACAGUGCUUGUGGUUGGACAACUGUGAAAAAAGAGGAGGGGAGGCAAGGUCUGGAGCCACUGCCUCAAGGCUUCCAGGGAAUUCAAAACUCUUCCCCUGAGGACUUGAAGGAAGCCGUCAAGAUGGAACCUGAAGACCCUGGGGAGACGCGCUCCAGUGGGUUCCCUGAGCAGCACAUCUUCGAUGAAAUAAAAAAGGAACGGUUUGUGGAGUGGGAUGCUGCUGGCCCCCCACAGGAGGGGCUGAGCACUGCUAGAGUGCUGAAGAAACUGCAGGAGGAGGAGGAGAAGAGGAUCCAGCUGGCUCAGGCCCCUUCAGCGCCUCAGGAGCCCCCUGACGAGGGCCGCGCAGCCGGUGAUGGGAAUGCCCCAACUUCCGUGGAGCCUGAGCUGGCCCUCAGCAGUUCGCCGGGCAAGCCUGACGAGGCAUCCAGGGCUGAUGCGCAGUCAGCAGGGACCCCAGCAGGACUAGACAUCGUAGGAGAGAAGGAUGGUCCCGAGGAAGAGGAGGAGGAGGACUUUGACGACCUCACCCAGGAUGAGGAAGACGAAAUGUCGUCAGCGUCUGAGGAGUCUGUGCUUUCUGUGCCGGAGCUCCAGGAGACAAUGGAGAAGCUGACUUGGCUGGCAUCUGAGAGGCGCAUGAGUCAGGAGGGUGAGUCUGAGGAAGAGAACUCGCAGGAGGAGAAUUCUGAGCCUGAAGAAGAAGAGGAAGAAGAGGCAGAAGGAGCAGAGAGCCUGCAGAAGGAGGAAGAGAUGGUUGAUGACACAGGUGGAGACACUUCCGAGAAGCCCCAGUCUACCCUGGCCUCGCCUAAGACCGCGCCCGAAGUGGAGACCUGCAGAAUCCCGACAGGAGAGAGCAGCAAAGCUACUGGAAAGGGCCGGAGCAGCCAUCGAGCUCGCAGCAAGCGUGGAAGCCGUGCCCGGGCCAGCAAGGACACCUCCAAGCUGCUGCUGCUCUAUGAUGAGGACAUCCUUGAGCGGGAUCCACUGAGGGAGCAGAAGGACCUGGCCUUUGCCCAGGCUUACCUGAGCAGGGUACGAGAAGCCCUUCAGCACAUCCCGGGCAAGUAUGAGGACUUCCUCCAGGUCAUCUACGAAUUUGAGUCGAGUUCCCAGAGGCAAACGGCUGUGGAUCUGUAUAAAAGCCUGCAGAUUCUGCUCCGAGACUGGCCUCAGCUGUUGAAGGACUUCGCUGCUUUCCUCUUGCCCGAGCAAGCUCUGGCCUGUGGAUUAUUUGAGGAGCAGCAGGCUUUUGAGAAGAGUCGCAAGUUCCUCCGGCAGCUGGAGAUUUGCUUUGCAGAAAACCCCUCACACCACCAGAAGAUCAUCAAGGUCCUCCAGGGCUGUGCAGACUGCGUCCCUCAUGAGAUCGCAGAGCUCAAGACACAGGUGUGGCAGCUCCUCAAGGGCCAUGAUCACCUACAGGAUGAAUUCUCAAUCUUCUUUGAUCAUCUGCGCCCAGCAGCAAGCCGGAUGGGUGACUUUGAAGAGAUCAGUUGGACGGAGGAAAAAGAGUACGAGUUUGACGGCUUUGAAGAAGUGGCAUUGCCUGAUGUAGAAGAGGAAGAGGAACCUCCCAAGAUCCCCACAGCCUCAAAGAACAAGAGAAGGAAAGAGGUUGGGGCUCAGAAUCAUGAUAAGGAGACAGAGUGGCCAGAUGGGGCCAAGGACUGUGCCUGUUCUUGCCACGAAGGGGGUCCCGAUUCCAGGCUGAAGAAGACCAAGCGGAGAAACUGUAGCCACUGUAGUGGCAGCAAGGUCUGUGACAGCAAACCCUACAAGCACAAGGAGCUCCCCGAGUCUGUGAGCGGCAGCCCUCACGGAGAGGCCAGUCCUGGGCGCAGCACGAAGGAUGCAGGGCCAGGCAAGGAGCUGGGGGAAGAGGAGGCCCUGGAGGACCGGGAGAGCACCGAGGCCCUGCAGAGCAGGGCGGGCAGGACCACCCGCAAGGGGGAUGCACCUGCUCCGGCAUCGACAGGGAGGAGCCUGUUGCUCUCCCUGCAAGAAACACCUCCUACAGACCGGCUCCCAGAGGGCCCCCAGCAUCCUCUCCCGAGUGCAGCUGACCCGCAUGCUGUGCAGAGAAGCCCGGUGGGGCCUGAGGGCCCCUCUGGUCAUGCACGCGCCCCACCGGAAGAAGGGGCUGGCCGCAGAGUAGUGGGUGACGCAGAUGCCACUUCGCAGCCCGAGAUAUUGCCGGGCCCUACGGAGCCUGCUGCCCCCUUCCUGAGCCCUGCUUCCUCGAGGACCAGAGUCAUUGCGAGGAGACUUGCACCCGGGAAACCGGACCGGGACAGCUGGCUGCCCUCCAGCAGAGCUGGGGCAAGGAGGGCCAGUAGGACAUCCCCUGCCCAAGAGCCACUCUCGGGGACAGCUCCUGAGGCAGCAAGGAGGAGUCUGGCUAAAGAUGGGGGUGUGCAGGUCAGGGGCAUGGAGGGGGAGCAGCCGCUGAAGGCCACCGAAGCUACAGUGUGUGCGAACAACAGCAAGGUCAGCUCCACCGGGGAGAAGGUCGUCCUGUGGACCAGGGAGGCAGACCGCGUGAUCCUCACCAUGUGCCAGGAACAAGGAGCACAGCCGCAGACCUUCAGCAGCAUCUCUCGGCAGCUGGGAAACAAGACCCCAGCGGAGGUCUCCCUGCGCUUCCGAGAGCUCAUGCAGCUCUUCCACACGGCCUGCGAGGCCAGCUCGGAGGACGAGGACGAUGCCACCAGCACCAGCAAUACAGACCAGCUGUCGGACCAUGGGGACCUGCUGUCUGAGGAGGAGCUGGAGGAGUGAGCCGGGCCCAGCUCUGCAGGCAGCCUGCACCGGGACCAGGCGCUGUCCUUCCUUCCCUGUCCGACCGAAUGACGGUGAGUGGGCAUGGGCUCUGUGUCCUGCCUCGGACAGACCUGCAGCCCUUCCGGUCCACUCUGUAAAUAACCAUUGCGAGCGUGGGCUCUGCUCCCUCUCCCUCGUUGGAUGGUAC